UUUCAAAAAUAGGGGAGUGUUCCUUUAAGACAAGCACAACAAAACAUCUUUUAAACUUUAAAGAAGAAUGAGUUAAUAGCAUGACCAUGACUAGCAUAACAUCUCUCAAAAAUCUGGGGCUGGACGCAUAAAAGAAAGUCACGGAGAGAAACGGGAGAUAUUGUGCACAUUGAAUGGCUUGAACAUAAAAAGAAAGAUGCGUUUCCCUGUGUCCUUCUAUGUGCUGAGUGUGUGGCUGGGGUUUUUGUGUGUGAUGUUCGUGUGUCUGUGGAGUGGGACCUGGAGAUGAGGAUUUGCCUGGGAUGAGUCUUUUCUGCAGUUUAACUUGCACCCGGUCCUCAUGGUGACGAGUCUCGUGGUGCUGUAUGGAAAUACCAUAGUCCUGUAUCGUGUUCCUCUCACCUGGAGCAGGUGGUGGUGUAAGCGGGCCCAUGCAGGGCUGUUGUUUGUGGCCAUGGUGCUGUCUGUGCUAGGAGUGUGUGCUGCUUUUGAUUUUCACACUGCCAACAACAUCCCUCAUCUGUAUUCAUUACACAGCUGGACUGGGAUCUCCACAGUGGCCCUAUUCACUUUGCAGUGGUUUGUGGGUCUUUGUGCUUUCUUGUUGCCCUGGACCCCUUUGGCUUUUAGAGCCCGUCUGAAACCUCUUCACAUCUGGAUGGGCAUUGCCAUCUUCAUCCUGAGUCUCAUCACCAGCCUGUCUGGGAUCAAUGAGAAACUACUGCUGACACUCAGAAAUGGGAGAAAUGGAAGCAAUACCAAACCAUAUACGGCACUGCCUGCUGAAGCUCUGUUUGCAAACUCAUUAGGCAUUGCAGUUGUUAUUUUUGGAUUGUUAGUGCUGAAACUUCUGUCCAGUCAGAAAUGGAAGAAUCCAGAGUCUGAGAUUGAAACUGACAGAGCUUUGCUGACAGAUGCCAGAUGAAGACUGGAGUAAACAAACAGAAACAUGUUGUGUAUAUCACAAUUAUAC
Sinocyclocheilus anshuiensis is the source of this 973-nucleotide messenger RNA. Its product is annotated as cytochrome b ascorbate-dependent protein 3-like. NCBI's taxonomy places the organism in Eukaryota, Metazoa, Chordata, Actinopteri, Cypriniformes, Cyprinidae. The record is from RefSeq and is a predicted model, not a curated record. Gene Ontology annotation, cellular component: lysosomal membrane. Bases 341 to 925 code for a protein of 194 amino acids. Gene Ontology annotation, molecular function: oxidoreductase activity. The transcript has 6 exons.